UCUCUAGUUAGUGCACGAGGCUUCAAUUUCGAGAUUGCACUACACGUUUCUCGGACGUCUUUUUCGUCAUCUGCGAUGACAUCAGCGACGAACUAAUCAACUUUUUUAAUAUAAUGAAUUUGAAAUGAUACUGACAAAGAGAAAGUGAGACAAACUUCAGAUGGCGUUACUAGACAUCUUUCUUAUUUCACACAUUAACGGUUUUUACUUCAAACUACAGCUGCGGUCUACUUAGCGCUACAGAUGCUUUAAAAUAUUUUUCUAUCUUUUUCCUUCUUUCAGAUAACAAGAGGAAUAGAAAGUGUUUUGAAACACUGAGUGGAUCGUACCUUGAAAAGUGCAAAGUGCCGAUCUUUGUAAAUACAAAUAAUGAAAAGAAUGCCAAGAAUACUUUCUCUCAUCUAAGAAGAAUAUAUUCUCACUUGACAUAUUCUGUAUUGUGACACUAGCGUUCUGAAAAUUUAGUCAGGACCAUCAAUGUCAACGUAAACAUGGAAGAUAUCAUAUUGCAUAUUGAAAUAUGUCAAAGUGCUGACAGCACUCUGCGGAAAACUGUUAUUGAAAGAGCAGUGUUCCAGGAAUUCUUCGGUAAAAUUAUACAGCUUGAGACCGUCGUCUAUGGUAAAGAUUGUGAGCAUCUAUGUGAUCAUGUCGACACUGUAAUAUGUUACGAGGAAAACUUAUUAAAAGAACCCAUUGAAAUACAAGAUGCAAGUAUCGUUAAGUAUUAUAUCUACAGACUAACGCAGGAAGGUGCCGCGACUGAAAUCAUGAAGUCUGAUUCAGACGAAUUGUCAGUUGCGUCUCACUGGCUGCUACCUACACAGGAAUUUCACAACUUGUGGGAUAAUCUGUAUUACGAUGGCGACGUAAAGGAUAAAUUAUUACGUUUUGUGCAGACAAUAAUGUCGUUUUCCGAUCAUAAUGUCAAUCCAAACAUCAUAAGUUGCAACAAAGUGAUAUUGUUACACGGUCCUCCAGGUACAGGCAAAACAAGCUUGUGCAAAGCCCUGGCUCAGAAGCUGGCCAUUCGUAUGGGAGAUCGUUUCACUCAUGGGGAAUUCAUAGAGAUUAAUAGUCAUAGUUUAUUUUCAAAAUGGUUCUCCGAGAGUGGAAAACUCGUUAUGAAGUUAUUUGACGAGAUAAGGAACAUGGUGCAAAAUGAAAAGGCACUAAUAUGCAUUCUGAUUGACGAGGUAGAAUCGUUGGCACACGCGCGUAACCUGUGCACCAAUGGCAAUGAACCGUCCGACUCUAUACGCGUCGUGAAUGCAUUGCUCACGCAACUGGAUCAGAUUAAGCGGUAUCCAAACGUUUUAAUUCUGACAACGAGCAACAUGACGGAAGUCAUAGAUCUCGCAUUCGUUGACAGAGCGGACAUAAAGCAAUACCUUGGAAAUCCAUGCGUAAAAGCAAUUUAUAGUAUUUAUCGUUCCUGUCUGAACGAGUUAAUGAAGACCGAUCUCUUGGAAGAGAAAGAUAUAUACGACAUACCGGAGAUAGAUAAGGAUAAAGGCAUGUUAGAAUAUAGAAUGUCGCCACGUCACGUUAGCACAAAGUUGCUGAAAAUCAGUGAAAUGAGUGAAGGCUUAAGCGGCCGUACCUUGAGAAAGAUACCAUUUUUGGCGUAUGCUCUUUAUUUACCCAGAUUAUCUACCAGCAAGAUUGCUCUGGACGAAUUUCUGCCGGCUAUGCGGACAGCUGUUAUAAAACAAAAAGAGGAGUCUCGCUUGCAGCAAUCGUAAACCAGAAGUGCCGUUCUUUUUUCUAUUAAUUUCUUAUGUAUCUACUAUGUAAUAAUAUGUUUGUUAUUACACUUUUGUAAUAAAUAAUCGUCG
Molecule: messenger RNA, 1838 nt
Organism: Ooceraea biroi (clonal raider ant)
Lineage: Eukaryota; Metazoa; Arthropoda; Insecta; Hymenoptera; Formicidae
Gene: pch2
Product: pachytene checkpoint 2 protein
Biological process (GO): reciprocal meiotic recombination; meiotic recombination checkpoint signaling
Cellular component (GO): nucleus; chromosome
Molecular function (GO): ATP hydrolysis activity; ATP binding
Source: RefSeq, a predicted model, not a curated record